AUGGCAGGAGAAGCUGAUAGGGCUGCUUGGAACUCCGCUUAUGAGAAAUGUCUUGUUGAAAUAUUACUUGACUACAAAGAUAACCCCAAAUAUAAAGGUCAAAAUGGUUGGGUAUUGGAGGGCUGGAGGGUUAUCACCAGCAAGUUCAAUGAGAAGUUUCUCGUAGCUCAUUUCUCAAAGAAGCAGGUGCAGGAGGAGAAGGACCUCAAAGCUAAUUACAAGGCACUAAGAGAUGCUAAAAGAGACAAUGGUAAUGGUUGGAAUGAAUCUUUAUGUAUGAUACUAACGGAACCACAAGUAUGGGAGAAGCUAAUUGCGAAUCACCCAAGAGUAGCAAAGUUUCGCAAAAAGCCAUUUCCCCUCUUUUACCAAUUGGAAGCAUUAUAUGAAGGAAGUGUUGCUAUAGGAAAUCUAAACUUCACAUCAACCAUGCAAGUGGAUCCACCUUCUGCUCAUGCACCUCCUCCUCUUGUUGCUCCUGCUGUUCCUCCUCUUGCACCUCCUGUUGAAAGAAGUAACUCUGAACAAAGGAGCAGUCACUUGGGUGCGAAUCCAUUUGCUUUGAGUUUUGAUGGCCAAGAGACUUCUAGUGCACAAAAUGAACGCAAUGAAGCUCAAGAUUCAAGACGGGAAGAAGGUGGAAGUGGGAGAAAGCGUAAGCAAAGUCACAUUGGCUCUGCUCUUGAGGGAUACGUGGAGUAUAAAAAGAGCCAAACCAACAAAACUUUACAAGCUCUUGAAGGAAGGAAAAGGCGUAAGGAAGAAUUUUCAGUUGAGAAGUGUGUUGACCAAGUGGAUGCUAUGGUUGAAUUAACCGAUGAGGAGAAGUCAUAUGCUUUGGAUGUCUUUGAGUCUGAGACACAUAGGAAGAUAUUCAUUACAAUCAAGAAUUCUAAUGUUCGAUUAAUGUGGCUAAAGCGAAAAAUCAGAGCCCUGAUGGGAAGCACUACAUGA
Setaria italica (foxtail millet) is the source of this 954-nucleotide messenger RNA. RefSeq lists its product as uncharacterized. NCBI's taxonomy places the organism in Eukaryota, Viridiplantae, Streptophyta, Magnoliopsida, Poales, Poaceae. The record is from RefSeq and is a predicted model, not a curated record. The coding region runs from base 1 to 954 and encodes 317 amino acids. The transcript has 4 exons.